Apis cerana (Asiatic honeybee) is the source of this 723-nucleotide messenger RNA. RefSeq lists its product as uncharacterized. Lineage: Eukaryota; Metazoa; Arthropoda; Insecta; Hymenoptera; Apidae. The record is from RefSeq and is a predicted model, not a curated record.
AUGUGUAUUUCUACGCAUUUAGAAGCAUUGAAAAUGAAGGAAAUGCAAUAUGUUCGUACUAGCAGAGCACGCGCAGCCUGGAUAAAACUUGAUAGUACAGCCCAACGCAUAAUUGUUACAUCGUUGGAUGAGAAACGAAUUUUGCAUAUUAUUAAUUGUGAAACAGCUAAAGAUAUGUGUAAACACCUGGAGUCUGUUUACGAGCAAAAAUCCGAGUGUACUAGUAUACAUAUGCUGCUGCAACAAUGCUAUAGUUACCAAAAGGAACCAGGUAAUGAUAUCGCUACCCAUAUCGUAAAGCUCGAGAAUCUUGCACAUCGGCUGCAAACUCUGGGUGAGAAAAUUCCAAACCAAAUGAUUAUUAGUAAAAUACUCAUGACAUUACCUCCGUCAUUCAAAUACUUUAUUAGUGCGUGGGAAUCAACUCAACCCAGCGAGAAAACUCUCACAAAUCUUAUUUCAAGAUUUACCAUUGAGGAAACAUGGACAGAAACCGAAGAAAGAGCAGAGAAUAUUGCUUUUAUUGCCAAUAAGAAAGCGAAGCAGAAACACCAAAUUGGAUGUAGAAAGCGAAAAGCAGCAACACCAAACGAAAAAUACACAGAAAAGAAAGGAGAAGCACUUAUUGGAGCAAUGUCUGCAAAAUAUAAUUUAGAAAUAUUCAGUGAUUCAUGGCACAUGGAUUCGAGUGCGGCUGAAAACAUGUCAAAUUGUCGCAAGUGA